GGUUGAACUAAUGUCAAUCAGUUAAUUUUCUUUUUAUACCACAUAAUCUGAUUGUCAAACAAACCAUAAGAGUAUUAUAACUGGUUAUUUAAUAUUGCCCAUACUAGAAAAAAGGGGAGAGAGUGCUUGCUUUGUUUUGGCAUGAAAUUACAGUUUCUCUUCAUUAAUUCCCUUGUUACUAGUGCAGUAGCUGAUGCAGUUUCAAUCUUGGGGGAGUACAUGAAGUAUGAGCCUUGGCUGAAGCUUCUGUGUAACCAUCUAAAGUUAGAUUUAGCAGAGGCAAAUGGAAAAGCACCAGAUGUUGAAAUCCUUUCAGCUGUUACAGAAAGUAACCCAGGGUCUCAGAGUGUCUUACAGGGAAAAGGGAGCGACAAAAAGAGUACAAGAACUGGAAAGCAAGCUAAAAAGGCGAAAGUGGAGACAGAAUCAAAGAACAUCAAAGAAAUGUUUUCCAGGGCGUCAAGAAGGAGAAAUUGAACCCCUGUAAGCAAAACACAGGAGAUGUGGGUCCUGAAAUUCCUGCAUUAUGGUCAAACUGUCCAAACUCAUUUUCAUGCUUGGUGCAUUGGCAUUGACUUCCAUGCUACUUUGUAGUUUAAUCAGUAGGCUGUAUUUUUGGUGAAUAUUUUUUAUCAUGUCUACUGUCUAGAUCAAUAUCUACUCUUACAUUGUAAGAUUGCUUAAUUUAACUUUGUGACUAGUGAGACCUGAUUUUGGCAUAUUCAAAAUUGAAGAAAUGGUUAACUUAAGGUAAA
This is a messenger RNA of Quercus robur (English oak), 755 nucleotides long. RefSeq lists its product as uncharacterized. The record is from RefSeq and is a predicted model, not a curated record. Gene Ontology annotation, cellular component: ribonuclease H2 complex; nucleoplasm. The transcript is spliced from 3 exons. The coding region runs from base 142 to 477 and encodes 111 amino acids. NCBI's taxonomy places the organism in Eukaryota, Viridiplantae, Streptophyta, Magnoliopsida, Fagales, Fagaceae. Gene Ontology annotation, biological process: ribonucleotide metabolic process; RNA catabolic process.